UACGUCAAUUACGUCAAGUCAAACAAAACGAUAAAUAAUAUCGGCGUGUACGGAUAAUUCCGCCCUAAAUUAAUCUUAUUUCUCUUAAUACAGCAGCAAGAUGUCUGAAAGAAAAGUAUUAAACAAAUACUAUCCCCCGGAUUUUGAUCCGUCGAAGAUUCCUCGCAUGAAACUAGCCAAGAACCGCCAGUACACUGUGCGCUUGAUGGCUCCCUUCAAUAUGCGAUGUGCUACUUGCGGCGAGUAUAUCUACAAGGGCAAAAAAUUCAACGCUCGGAAAGAAGAUGUUGAAAAUGAAGACUAUUUGGGAAUUAGAAUUUACAGGUUUUAUAUUAAAUGUACCAGAUGCCUACAAGAGAUAUCAUUCAAGACGGACCCAAAGAACACCGACUAUGAGAUUGAGGCGGGAGCGACCAGGAACUUCAUGGCGUUGAAACUUGCUGAAGAGCAGGCCAAGCGGGAAGAGGACGAGCAAAAAGAGGAAGAGGCCAAUAAUCCUAUGAAAUUAUUAGAAUACAGAACGGAGCAGUCUCGGCAGGAGAUCGAGCGGCUAGAGGGGCUGGAGGAGCUGAAGGAGCUGAACCGGCGCCAGCAGGCGGUAGACUACGAGGGCAUGCUGCAGCAGUACGCGCCCGAGAGCGCCGACAAGCGCCGCGCCCGGGAGCAGAAGGAAGACGAUGACUUCAUCAAAUCCAUCAAAUUUGGCGGAACAUCGAAAGUAGUGGCUGAAGAAAUAAUUGAAGAAGUAGAGGACUCGGACGAACCGCCAGCUAAAACAUCUCGAAUAGAGACCAUUCCAGCCAAACCAGUUGCCAAGAAAAAUGAGUCGUGGAACCGCAGUAUCGGAGUGUUGAAUAAAAAACCAGCUUUGGCGAAUCUUGUAAAGAGUAGAAAAGACGUCGUGACGCCAAAGACGAUGAGUUCGGAAGGAAGUAAAGGUAAUAGUUAUAGUGCGAAUGAUACGAUUGUGCCUCCUAAAGCAAGUGACGCGGCUGUAGCUUCUAAGGCUAGUGAGAAUGCAACGCCACCUGCGUCAGGACUUACUCUUCUGGCAAACUACUCCGGCAGUGACAGUGAUUCGCAGUGAGUUCCGUUUUAUUAUUGUACAAAAUGGGCAUGGACAUCUGUAU
Messenger RNA from Cydia amplana, 1130 nucleotides. RefSeq names its product splicing factor YJU2. Gene Ontology annotation, biological process: mRNA splicing, via spliceosome. Lineage: Eukaryota; Metazoa; Arthropoda; Insecta; Lepidoptera; Tortricidae. The coding region runs from base 101 to 1087 and encodes 328 amino acids. Gene Ontology annotation, cellular component: U2-type catalytic step 1 spliceosome. The transcript is spliced from 5 exons. The record is from RefSeq and is a predicted model, not a curated record.